Molecule: messenger RNA, 13516 nt
Organism: Coregonus sp. 'balchen'
Lineage: Eukaryota; Metazoa; Chordata; Actinopteri; Salmoniformes; Salmonidae
Source: the annotation of a GenBank genome assembly
AUGGACCCUGUUGAGGUGCAGUAUGUCUAUCUUAUAACUGUGGUACAGCUUAGCCACUUUUAACAGAAACCUGUGAAUUGUGUAGGCAAAUUUUUUUUAAAGAACAGUACAUUUAAGUCUACUCAGUCUGCUACUAAACUUAUUGUUGGAACUUAUGCUGAAACUUGAAAGUGUUGAAUCAGAAACCUUGUUGGUAAAAGUUUAGAUUCAUUCUUCUGUUGGUUUCUCCAACAUGCUGACAGAACAUAGCAGAGCAAUGUAAUCAAUUCUAAAAGGAGAAGUGAUGUGGUUUCCGGUUGCUUUUGAAACAUAGGACACAUCAAGUGCUUGACUUCUCUAAAGUUAAGCUUUGGCGUUUGAUGCCAUUGCUAGAUAAAGUUAUAGUCUCAGAUUGGGCCUCUCAAAGGGAGCUUCAGCUUCAGCCAUUGGACAUGUUCUCUCCAACAGUGUCAGUACAAGCCAUGCCCCAGGAAAACACUAUCUACUGAGGGAAUAUUUGUUACAUUUUCGAAUUUCAAUGUCUUUCUUUGUUUUGCAUGACACUGGAAUGUGCUGCUUGCUUGCUAUAAUGUUGUUACUCACUUCAAAUACUGUGUAUACAUCACACACACAUCUGAAAACCUAUGGCACAUGGGACAACUGAGAAGUCGUGUUGUAAUCAGACCAAGCAUCUGUCUGCUUGAGCAACGGAAGUAGCCUGGUCCCAGAUCUAUUUGUGCUGGUUUGCCAACUCUUUCAGUCAUUGUAGGAGUUGGCAAGACAGCAAAAACAGAUCUGGGACCAGGCUAACGGAACUGUGUUGCUGUGGUCAGAUGCACUGUUUAUUUCACGCUGACAGUCAGGGCCAUUCACGCUCUUACUCAUUUCCUCUGAAUUACGGUUUCAGCAAUUUUGAUUCAACUCUAUGACUGUUUUUGCUCGUUCAGGGUCUCGUCAUCAUGGAUGAGAUGGAGGACAAGACUUCUGUGCCUUCAGAUGAGAGUGAUGUUGAAGCUGACCUAAGACGAUCAUCCAAGAUCCAGCCAGAAAACAGAAGAACAUCUAGAUGGAAGAAUGGUGCGUAGUAACGUAGUUAUCAAAUUGUACAAUGGGUAAGAGUCUGACCAUGUAAAAUAUGCUCUUUGUCAAAUCAUUAUUCUUGUUUUUUUUCUCUUCCUUGUUCUAUUUUUUCCCUCUUUGUAAGUUUUUGGGAUAAACAAACCCUUUUCACAAUGAUCCACUUUAUUUAUUUACCCUCUAUACCUUUUUUAUUCUUUCUCUAUGUUUUGACUCUCACACUCACUCUCCUUUUUCAUCACUGUUAAAAUCUCUGUCAGAAUGUGUUAUUGUCGACCUUAACACUCUCCCCCCCAUCUCUCUCUCCCUCUCCCUCUCCCUUUUCUCUCUUCCAGGUCAGUGUGUGCUGGCAGUACCAACCUCCUCCAUGCUGAGCCCCAGGUUUGAUCUGUCGCUCUGCAGGGCUCUGCUGGAGAAGGACGGCUUCCAGGUCAGAGCACACACACACAUAAACACUCUCUCUCUCUCUCUCUCUCUCUCUCUCUCUCUCUCAUCCUCUCUCUGGGCGCCCACUAGCAAUCUUUAUUCUCAUCAAUUGCUGCGCCUCACUAUGUCAAGCAGCCUGUCCACUUGUGUGGGGAGAUUGAACUAGAUUAGCUCGUUAUCUCACUUCCUCUCUCAGACUGUCUUAUGUCUCACCAAAAUAUAGGCCUACUGUUAUUUUAUCAAUCUGAAAGGUUUUCAUGAAGAAAAACGUGCUAAAGCCACAAUCCUGAAUUUGUGUGUCAGCAAACGGCACCCCCAACACUUGAUUUGCUAGGCUGGAGAAAUGCAAGCAAAUUCAUCGAUAAAGCUUUGCAUGCAAUGACUUAGUCCAUGAGAUCAACAUGAUAGUUAAACAUAUUUUUAAGCUAUAGGCAAUAGUUUGUUUACAAAGACAUAAAUGACAACAAAACAUAAACCAUGGAGUGAGGCUGCGAUUCAAUCCUAUUGCCCCUUUUCGGCUAUGCACUUUUUAAAAGGCAAUGUUUCCGUGUUCACAGAGACAAACGCUGCAUGUCAGCUUUAUCGGAAAUUACCUUACAGAUCGGAAUGAAUCCCGGCCUAUCCUUAUAUUUUGGGUUAUGAUGGGAUAAGACCGGUGUACUAAGCUCAUGAGGCAUUUCUAAGUUAUAUUCUUCAAAAAUCAGUAUACAGUAUAUAAUUAAUUGAAAUGAAGAUUGAACCGCAGUUAAUAUUGAACAUUUUACCUCAAGUCAAAGUUGUUGGCCAAAAUAUCACAUCCAGUGUGUGGUUUGUUUGUUGUCAAAAAGCCCUGUACCAAAACUUGGCACAGAAAUUAUGAGAAGAACACAUCUGCAGAGUUGAUAUGACCACUGGGUUACGUGGCAAUACCCCCUUAUCUAGACUGGCUGUAGUGAUGCUUUUGGAGCAGAUAGGCUGCGUUGCCGAAUUCUCUUCCCGAUAGCUAAACAACCAACGCUUCUGCGGAUGUGCAGGAUUUGUUUGGCUGCCCAGAGAACAGGUUACUCUGGACAACUUCAAUGAUGAAUGGAGAAGGGAAGGUGUUCAGGGGGGUGGAACUGGGGCGGAACUAGGCGAUUACCUUCGGUCGCUCAGCAUCAGCCCUUUUGGAGCACAGCUUAUUCACACAGACCCUUAGUAAGGGACGUGAGAAAUAACUUUCUUCAACUUUUUUAUUUCCUUCUCGUUUCUUCUUUUAGAAUUGUUCUACUUUUUACCCCUCAGUUGGUAGUUACAGUCUUGUCCCAUCACUGUAACUCCUGUACGGACUUGGGAGAGGCAAAGGUCAAGAGCCAUGCGUCCUCCGAAACACGACCUGCCAAGACGCACUGCUUCUUGACACACUUCUCACUUAACCCGGAAGCCAGCCGCACCAAUGUGUCGGAGGAAACACCGUACAGCUGGCGACCGAUGUUAGCCUGCAUGCGCCCGGAUAGGAGGUAUGAGUCAUACAAAGAGCUAAACAACUGCUUUGACUUUUUAAACAAUAUGCCUUCACUUUCCUCACAAUGCCUUUUUCUUUAUUUUUACUAUUUUCUACAUUGUACAAUAAUAGUGAAGACAUCAACACUAUGAAAUAACACAUAUGGAAUCAUGUAGUAACCAAAAAAGGGUUAAACAAAUCAAAAUAUAUUUCAUAUUCGAGAUUCUUCAAAGUAGCCACCCUUUGCCUUCAUGACAGCUUUGCACACACUUGGCAUUCUCUCAACCAGCUUCACCUGGAAUGCUUCACCUGGAAUGCAUCACUCUCCUUCUUGGUCAAAUAGGCCUUACACAGCCUGGAGGUGUGUUGGAUCAUUGUCCUGCUGAAAAACAAAUGAUAGUCCCACUAAGCGCAAACCAGAUGGGAUGGCAUAUCGCUGCAGAAUGCUGUGGUAGCCAUGCUGGUUAAGUGUGCCUUGAAUUCUAAAUAAAUCACAGACAGUGUCACCAGCAAAGCACCCCCACACCAUCACACCUCCUCCUUCAUGCUUCACGGUGGGAACCACACAUGCGGAGAUCAUCCAUUCAUAUCACAGUCUUACUAAGACAUGGCGGUUGGAACCAAAAAUCUCAAAUUUGGACUCAUCAGACCAAAGGACAGAUUUCCACCGGUCUAAUGUCCAUUGCUCGUGUUUCUUGGCCCAAGCAGGUCUCUUCUUCUUAUUGGUGUCCUUUAGUAGUGGUUUCUUUGCAGUAUAAUAAUAAUAAUAAUAAUAUGCCAUUUAGCAGACGCUUUUAUCCAAAGCGACUUACAGUCAUGCGUGCAUACAUUUUUGUGUAUGGGUGGUCCCGGGGAUUGAACCCACUACCUUGGCGUUACAAGUGCCGUGCUCUACCAGCUGAGCUACAGAGGACCACAGUAAUUUGACCAUGAAGGCCUGAUUCAUGCAGUCCCCUCUGAACAGUUGAUGUUGAGAUGUGUCUGUUACUUGAACUCUGUGAAGCAUUUAUUUGAGCUGUAAUUUCGGAGGCUGGUAACUCUAAUGAACUUGUCCUCUGCAGCAGAGGUAACUCUGGGUCUUCCUUUCCUGUGGUUGUACUCAUGAGAACCAGUUUCAUCAUAGCGCUUGAUGGUUUUUGCGAUUGCACUUGAAGAAACUUUCAAAGUUCUUGAAAUUUUCCGUAUUGACUGACCUUCAUGUCUUAAAGUAAUGAUGGACUGUCGUUUUUCUUUGCUUAUUUGAGCUGUUCUUGCCAUAAUAUGGACUUGGUCUUUUACCAAAUAGGGCUAUCUUCUGUAUACCACCCCUACCUUGUCAAAACACAACUAAUUGGCUCAAAUGCAUUAAGAAGGAAAGAAAUUCCACAAACUAACUUUUAACAAGGCACACAUGUUAAUUGAAAUACAUUCCAUGAAGCUGGUUGAGAGAAUGCCAAGAGUGUGCAAAGUGGUCAUCAUGCUUUUCCAGAUGAAAUGGUCCAGUUUAAAGAAUUUAUUGAAAGUGAGAAAAACACAUAUGCCAGGGCAUUACUUCACAUGUUGAGACAGAGAAAUAUACAAGCAGUUUCCCAAUGUUGACAUUGCCUUGCAAAUAUUCUUGACUUUACCUCUUACCAAAGCUGUCUCUUGUCAUUAACAGACUGAGUCAAUUCAGGUUAGAAUCACAUUUGGUAGCGAUUACAGGUGUGAGUCUUUCUGGGUAAGUCUAUAAGAGCUUUCCACACCUGGAUUGUGCAAUUAUUCUUUUCAAAAUUCUUCAAGCUCUGUCAAAUUGGUUGUUGAUCAUUGCUAGACAACCAUUUUCAGAUCUUGCCAUAGAUUUUCAAACAGAUUUAAGUCAAAACUGUAACUCGGCCACUCAGGAACAUUCACUGUCUUCUUGGUAAGCAACUAGAUUUGGCCUAGUGUUUUAGGGUAUUGUCCUGCUGAAAGGUGAAAUAAUCUCCCAGUGUGUGGUGGAAAGCAGACUGAACCAUGUUUUCCUCCAGGGGUUUGUGUGUGCUUAGCUCCAUUCCGUUUCCUUUUUUUAUCCUGAAAAACUCCCCAGUCCUUAACGAUUACAAGCAAACCCAUAACAUGAUGCAGCCACCACUAUGCUUGAAAAUAUGGAGAGUGGUACUCAGUCAUGUGUACCAAUGUGGAUUUGCCCCAAACAUAACACUUUGUAUUCAGGACAAAAAGUUAAUUGCUUUGCCACAUUUUUUGCAGUAUAACUUAAGUGCCUUGUUGCAAACAGGAUGCAUGUUUUGAAAAAAUAUAUAUUCUGUACAGGCUUCCUUAUUUUCACUCUGUCAAUUAGGCCUAGGUUAGUAUUGUGGAGUAACUACAAUCCUCAGGUUUCUCCUAUCACAGCCAUUAAACUCUGUAACUAUUUUAAAGUCACCACUGGCCUCAUGGUGAAAUCCCUGAGCGGAUUCCUUCCUCUCCGGCAACUGAGUUAGGAAGGUCGCUGUAUAUUUGUAGUGACCAAAGUGUAAUUAAUAACUUCACCAUGCACAAAGGGAUAUACAAUGUCUGCUUUUUUAAUUUAUUUUUUAUCUUCCAAUAGGUGCCCUUCUUUGUGAGGCAUUGGAGAACCUCCCUGGUCCUUGAGUGUGCAUUUCCUUCAAUAAUUUCCCUGUAUUUAGCGCCAUCCAUCAUUCCUUCAAUUCUGACCAGUUUCCCAGUACCUGCCGAUGAAAAACAUCCCCACAGCAUGAUGCUGCCACCACCAUGCUCGACUGUGGGGAUGGUGUUCUUGGGGUGAUGAGAGGUGUUGGGUUUGCGCCAGACAUAGCGUUUUCCUUGAUGGCCAAAAAGCUCAAUUUGAGUCUCAUCUGACCAGAGUACCUUCUUCCAUUUGUUUGGGGAGUCUCCCACAUGCCUUUUGGCGAACACCAAACGUGUUUGCUUAUUUUUUUCUUUAAGCGAUGGCUUUUUUUCUGGCCACUCUUCCGUAAAGCCCAGCUCUGUGGAGUGUAUGACUUAAAGUGGUGCUAUGGACAGAUACUCCAAUCUCUGCUGUGGAGCUUUGGUCUCUUUGUUGCCUCUCUGAUUAAUGCCCUCCUUGCCUGGUCCGUGAGUUUUGGUGGGCGGCCCUCUCUUGGCAGGUUUGUUGUGGUGCCAUAUUCUUUCCGUUUUUUAAUAAUGGAUUUAAUGGUGCUCCGUGGGAUGUUCAAAGUUCCAGAUAUUAUUUUAUAACCCAACCCUGAUCUGUAAUUCUCCACAACUUUGUCCCUGACCUGUUUGGAGAGCUCCUUGGUCUUCAUGGUGCCGCUUGCUUGGUGGUGCCCCUUGCUUAGUGGUGUUGCAGACUCUGGGCCCUUUCAGAACAGGUGUAUAUAUACUGAGAUCAUGUGACAGAUCCUCCCGACUGGCACAGUGGUCUAAGGCACUGCAUCGCAGUGCUAGCUGUGCCACUAGAGAUCCUGGUUCGAAUCCAGGCUCUGUCGUAGCCGGCCGUGACCGGGAGACCCAUGGGGCGGCGCACAAUUGGCCCAGCGUCGUCUAGGGUAGGGGAGGGAAUGGCCGGCAGGGAUGUAGCUCAGUUGGUAAAGCAUGGCGUUUGCAACGCCAGGGUUGUGGGUUCGAUUCCCACGGGGGUAUGAAAAAUAGUAUGAAAAAUAAAAAAUUAAAAUAAUCUAUGCACUCACUAACUGUAAGUCGCUCUGGAUAAGAGCGUCUGCAAAAUGACUAAAAUGUAAAUGCAAUUAUCACAAUUGUUCUUGUUAUAUUAUGGAUUUUUUCCCCCCAGUAAAUUUACCCACGCACCGCUACUGAAGUUAACGAAUUGCAUCUUUGUGGGCCGAUUUGUUUACAGAACAUUAGGGUGUGCCAGGAGGAGAAAAUCAAAAAUCAAAAAAUCCCUGGGGCCUAAAAUGUCUUAAUCCGGCCCUGGGGAGGGGAGGUGGAUGUGGACUGACAGGUCCAAGGUGGACUUUACCGACUGGUUUGACCGUGAUGGUGGAGAGGCUCAAAACUGUGUAAAUACAAACUAUCAAAUGCUGUGGAUUGAUAAUGACUGCAGCAAGGGUUACACCUUUGUCUGCGCCGAGCGUCUCUGCGCCGAGCGUCUCUGCUAGUCAGUCGUCCGUCAAGAUGGAGGGGCUGUCCCUGGCUGUCCUGAGUCUUCUAUCCUGAGAAGAAACCUAUUAACUAAACACCUUAUAUUAUAUAUUUUUUUAUAAUUUGCUUAUGAAUUGUAAAUAGAACUACAAAGGUUUGUGUGCUUGCAUCAGCUGUCUUUUUAUUUGGUCAAGAAGCUCUGUGGCACACAAAACCUGGCACAUAAAUUAUGAUAAAACACAGGGUUACAUGGCAAUACCUACUUUUGUGGAAUGGCUGUAGUGCUGCCUUUGGAGCACAGCUUAUUCACACAGACACAGUGAGUGAAGUUAAUUAUUUUGUUGUUAAACGUCACACACACACACACACACUUUUACAACCUUUUGACCAACCACAACCUUGACACAUAUUGCAGAUCAAAGCAUUUGUCUUUUUCCCGCUGAUCUUUUUCCCUUAUCUUGUUUAUUAUGUGGAAUGCAUUUUGGUAAAGUAUGAAGGCCAUUGCAUGGAAAAUUACAUUUAGAAUACAUUAUUACCAUGUGUUCACUGUUUGGUUCUUUUGGUUUCUCCACUGUAGAUUCCUGUAGCAGACUUUGAGACACCUCUGGAUAUAGCACUGGACAUGCCCUCGGUCAGGAGAUACCUGUUCUUUAACUCUUCUCUCUUCCACUUCAUCAUGGCACCGGUAGGGUCCCUCAAAGUAUUGAUUAAUAACUCAAGGGUCAUGUUGUUUGUUAUUUUUUACAUCCAUUACGUUAUUCACAAUAUAGUGUCCAGUAUCUGUGUAUCUCAUACACUAUCUGGGGAUCUUAUACUAAUGUGUCCUGUAUUUGUUCAGAGUUAGUGCUAGUUCUUCUAUGUUUAGUUUAUACUGUGUAUCAUUUUAUCUCCCUUCCAGAUUCUAUAUGUGGUGAUAUGGUGUGCUGUGUUCUCCACUCUUCAUCUCUAUCUCUCGGUCACUAACUACUGGGUCCUCUGCCUGUCUGUCAGUCUGGUCUCCAUCUUACUCACCACAGCCAUCAUCGUCAUCCUCCACUAUAGUAACAAGGAGGUGGGUGUUCAAUCUGUUUAUCAGUCUGAGAGCACGUAACCUUUUACUGCAUUGGGCUAAAGUAGGGUCAUUCAGAGGGUUUCUUGGUAGUCUUACACAAACCUACUUUGAAGCAAAAGUAUAAACCUCACACACAUGGUUAUGGGCUUAAAAAAAGAAAACACCCAUACCUUGUCAGAGAUAGAGUUGAAAUGUAGUCAAUUUUGAGUUUGCAUCGCAAUAUUAAACUUUACAGUGCAUUCGGAAAGUAUUCAGACCCCUCACUUUUUCCACAUUUUGUUACGUUAAAGCCUUAUUCUAAAGUGGAUUAAAUAAAAAAUGUUCCCCAUAAUGAGAAAGCGAAAACAGGUUUUUAGAAAUGUUUGCAAAUCUAUAUAAAAAAAAAUAAAAAAAUACCUUAUUUACAUAAGUAUUCAGACCCUUUGCUAUGAGACUCGAAAUUGAGCUCAGGUGCAUCUUGUUUCCAUUGAUCAUCCUUGAGUUGUUUCUACAACUUGAUUGGAGUCCACCUGUGGUAAAUUCAAUUGAUUGGACAUGAUUUGGAAAGGCACACACCUGUCUAUAUAAGGUCCCACAGUUGACAGUGCAUGUCAGAGCAAAAACCAUGAGGACAAAGCCAUAUCUCAGACUGCCCAUCUUAAUCUUUUCUUUUUAUUGGCCAGUCUGAGAUAUGGCUUUUUCUUAGCAACUCUGCCUAGAAGGUCAGCAUCCCGGAGUCGCCUCUUCACUGUUGACAUUGAGACUGGUGUUUUGCAGGUACUAUUUAAUGAAGCUGCCAGUUGAGGACCUGUGAGGCGUCUGUUUCUCAAACUAGACACUCUAAUGUAUUUGUCCUCUUGCUCAGUUGUGCACUGGGGCCUCCCACUCCUCUUUCUAUUCUGGUUAGAGCCAGUUCGCGCUGUUCUGUGAAGGGAGUAGUACACAGCGUUGUACGAGAUCUUCAGUUUCUUGGCAAUUUCUCGCAUGGAAUAGCCUUCAUUUCUCAGAACAAGAAUAGACUGACGAGUUUCAGAAGAAAGUUAUUUGUUUUUGGCCAUUUUGAGCCUGUAAUCAAACCCACAAUUGCUGGUGUUCCAGAUACUCAACUAGUCUCAAGAAGGCCAGUUUUAUUGCUUCUUUAAUCAGCACAACAGUUUUCAGCUGUGCUAACAUAAUUGCAAAAGGGUUUUCUAAUGAUCAAUUAGCCUUAUAAAAUGAUAAACUUGGAUUAGCAAACACAAUGUGCCAUUGGAACACAGGACUGAUGGUUGCUAAUAAUGGGCCUCUGUACGCCUAUGUAGAUAUUCCAUAAAAAAUCUGCCGUUUCCAGCUACAAUAGCCAUUUACAACAUUAACAAUGUCUACACUGUAUUUCUGAUCAAUUUGAUGUUAUUUUAAUGGACAAAAAAAUUGCUUUUCUUUUGAAAACAAGGACAUUUCUAAGUGACCCCAAACUUUUGAACGGUAGUGUAUACAGUACCAGUCAAAGGUUUGGACACACCUACUCAUUCAAGGGUUAUUCUUUAUUUUUACUAUUUCUUACAUUGUAGAAUAAUAGUGAAGACAUCAAAACUAUGAAAUAACGCAUAUGGAAUCAUGUAGUAACCAAAAAAGUCUUAAACAAAUAAAAAUAUAUUUUAUAUUUGAGAUACUUCAAAUAGCCACCCUUUGCCUUGAUGACAGCUUUGCACACUCUUGGCAUUCUCUCAACCAGCUUCACCUGGAAUGCUUUUCCAACAGUCUUGAAGGAGUUCCCACAUAUGCUGAGCACUUGUUGGCUGCUUUUCCUUCACUCUGCCGUCCGACUCAUCCCAAACCAUCUCAAUUGGGUUGAGGUCGGGGGAUUGUGGAGGCCAGGUCAUCUGAUGCAGCACUCCAUCACUGUCCUUCUUGGUAAAAUAGCCCUUACACCGCCUGGAGGUGUGUUGGGUCAUUGUCCUGUUGAAAAACAAAUGAUAGUCCCACUAAUCCCAAACCAGAUGGGAUGGCGUAUCACUGCAGAAUGCUGUGGUAGCCAUGCUCGUUAAGUGUGCCUUGAAUUCUAAAUUAAUCACAGACAGUGUCACCAGCAAAGCACCCCCACACCAUAACACCUCCUCCACCAUGCUUUAUGGUGGGAACUACGCAUGCAGACAUCAUCCGUUCACCCACACCUCGUCUCACAAAGACACGGCUGUUGGAACCAAAAAUCUCAAAUUUGGACUCUAGACCAAAGGACAAAUUUCCACCGGUCUAAUGUAUAAUAUGGAUUUUUCUAUUCCAGUUUAAAGUUGGUAAUUUUGUUUGUGUAUUGGAAAAAUAGUUCUCAGAGUUGGUUAUCAGUUUUGGUGUGGUUUUGACAUGUAGGUGUCCGGGAGACUGGGGAACCAGCUUCCCCCUGAAGCUAGGACAGCAGAGUUCCUGCCCAUCUUCUGAAAACAUCUACCUAAACAAGCCCUACCUCUUCGAAGAGUAUCUAAAAUAAUCCCACAGCACCCCCUCUUGCUCCACAUCCUCACCCCACCCACCCCAAAAAUCUAAAUGAACAACAUAAAUAAAUAAAAGCCUUUUGUGAAUUAACACUCACACUUGACUUCAUUUCCCCCUCUUACUAGCUGUACUUACUAUGACUGUGAUCUGUGGUUGUCCCACCUAGCUAUCUUAAGAUGAAUGCACUAACUGUAAGUCGCUCUGGAUAAAUGACGAAAAUGUAAAUGAGCAGUGAGCAGCUGGUCAGCUGGUCAUUUAUGGCCCUGCUGACAGCUGGGGAUUUAUGACCUUGUGUUGGAGGGGAGCAAGGCUGAUAAAGAUCUCAACUGGUGAUUUGGCUGGCUAAGGGCCUGUUUGACAUAGAAACACCUGAUUUUCAGCAGUUUAAAAAAAUGUUUAAAUGUUUAAACAUUAAUUAUGAAAAAUAUGAAUGAAAUCCCACCCAUGGGGCCACUAGAGGGCGCUUUUGGGCAUUUGACUACAGGAAAAGGUAGAGUCUUAAUGGGUAGCCCACAUAUAAAUGCCUUCUAAUCUUUAAUCGCAGUGCUAAAAUUAGUGAGCUGUGGUAGCAACAUAAAUUAUGCAUAGAUAUUAAUAGGAAUACAUCUGUGCUUAAUAGACUACAUAGAUAUGCCACACAAGAGGAUUGAAGUGAAAUAUUCAGACACCUUGAAACCAAUGUGGUUCGUUAUUGAACACCAUGAAUUCUAUAGAGAUAUUGGACUAUAGUCUGCAACCAGUUUUAAGACCAAAAAACGUUAAUGUAGAUGUACCUGUAACAUUUAAUGGUCUUCCAACAGAUAAACAUCAACAUCGACGUGCGACUCAUCCAGGUGAAUGAGAGGCUGAGCCAACAUAUGCUGCUAGUGGGCGUGGCUGACUGGGUGCAGAACUGCACUGGAACUCUACAGGUAGGCUACUGUAACCUGCACAUAUAGGCAGCUCAAUCUGAGAGGGCAGACAUUUUGUGUCAAACCUUUUUAUCACACUCAAUUUCUUGUAAUUGAGGUUACUUCUAAAUACCUUUACUGUUUUUUGUGAUAUUAAUCUAAGCAGAUCCUUCGACCGAUCAAUACGGCAAGACACUUUGAAGUUAUAUAUCAAUGUAUUAAUUCUGUAGUUUAAUUGAAAUAGGACUUUCCAGGUGAACAAAAGAGAAGAGCAGUCAGAGAUAAAGUCAAUCAACAAUCUAUCUGGUUUAUUACAAGUUGCAACAGGGAGACACCACCCAGCACAGAGAACUGGCCUCUUUGAGACAGGCCCUUUUAUAUCCUAAUCAGACAGUAACAAAUGUUCUGGCUCGUAUAAAGUCAAAACAAAAAGACAGUGACUUUAUUAGCUGCUGGAGAAUCACAGUGUCCACAGAAUGUCAUCAAUACAACAUUGAAUAAUCAGUGUGUCUUCGGUCCUUACCUCCAGUCUGGCAUCAAUCACUAUCAACAGAUACCUGUAUGAGAUUAAUCCAUAACAAGUCUACCCGUUGGGCACAGACGUCUAUUCAACGUCUAUUCCACAUUGGUUCAACGUAAUUUCAUUGAAAUGACAUGGAAACAACAUUGAUUCAACCAGUGUGUGCCCAGGGGAUAGUGACCAUAGACCCACACCUUGAGUGUCAAUAAUGGUAUAUUGGAAAUUAUGUGUAUUACAGAAACUCCAUAUGCUAAACAUUGUGUUGAUCACUCUAGACCAAAUGUGAACUUUAGUCAUCUACAAUGUCCAUAUUACAUUCAUCCAUCUGUCUUUCUGUUUGUUUGUCUCUGACCAUCUGUCUGUCUUUCUGUCUGCCUGCCUGCCUGUGUCUCGUCUCGUUCUCUCUCAGCUGUUCAUUGUGUACUGGGAUACGGCCCACUGCUUGAGGGCACUGACUGAAACUCUAGAGGAGAUGAGCUUUGUCGGAGACGAGGCCCAGGUACGUACAUCAUGAUGUCACCAUGUUCGCUCUGCGACUCUAUUGAUUUGUGUUUGUGUUCUCUUUGGCAAGGCUUUCAGUAGUGACAUGCUGUUUAGGGAAGGCAAUGGGAUAUAAUAUGCAUAGAUCGAUACUGACAAAUCUCUGUGUACUGUUAUAAGGAAUUGUCUGAGGCAAAUUGAAAUGAAACUGGACAUUGACAAUAGGAGACAUUUGAGCAUUAUAUAUUGUGUGUUAGGCCUAUCGGAGGGUUUUAUUUGGUGUAUAUAGCCUUUCAAUUGCCUAGUAAGGCAAUCUUGUGACGUAUAAUGAUGACCACCAUUCAGUGUUUCUGUGUAGCACUAGCAGACAAUGCACUCUAAUGGGUUCCCCUUACUUUUCACUCACUCCCUAGAAGAGACUCAAGAAGAGAAUGUCCCACCUUGUCCUGGUGACAGAGGUCAUGACCCUUGACCCUGUGGCGGUGGGGUCAAGUGUUCAUGAAGGUUCUGAUGAGGAAAGGCCCCUCUUGGUGAACGAUGAGGAGACUGAACGCAGUACCUCAACCAGCCAGAGGGAGGACACCAAACUCACCACUAACUACAUUUUGGUACCGGACCAAAUACUACCAGCUCAGGUAAGUUAGACUGCUUUCAAUAAUACUUGUAAUCUUAUGUUAAGAUGUAGACUGCUCGCUAAAGGUAUUCCAGAUUAGUGGAGGCUGGUGGAGGGAGAAAUCUGGGAGCCACCUAUAGACUGUAGCAUGUGUUCAAUACAGUAUUACGAAGUCUCUUUUGUUGUUCAUGUUAUACUAACAUAUCCCUUUUUGCAGGCCAAAGCACUCCAACUUCUACUGACCUACGGUGCGGUUUAUGUCAAGCUGUUGGUGUCGGAAAAGCUGCCAAACUCCACACACCGCCCCCUACACCCCAGGAUGAAUCACUGCACCACCGCCUCCCUUUGUCUCUGUCAGUAUAUAAAAACCAAGGUCCUACAAUUAUAAGACGGGGACACAGAAAAGCUGAUGCAUUCUACUUAUAAUAAUAUGUUACUGUAGGACAAUAGAAUAUUUGCACUGACAAUGUAAAAGUCACGAUUUAAUACCCACUUUUGUGUACAUUUUGCAUUAAAUUAUACAAAC